Uranotaenia lowii is the source of this 943-nucleotide messenger RNA. RefSeq lists its product as uncharacterized. The coding region runs from base 39 to 602 and encodes 187 amino acids. The record is from RefSeq and is a predicted model, not a curated record. Lineage: Eukaryota; Metazoa; Arthropoda; Insecta; Diptera; Culicidae. The transcript has 2 exons.
CGGGAGGUGACAAAAUUUUUUUUUUUGCCGUACCAGAAAUGCAUCUUGCAGAUUCGGAUACGGGUGGUAACAUGCGGGAAGCAGACGGAAGAAAUACUGGAGCAGCUAGAGGUUCAAGAAUGAUUUCUCCGGAACAAAAUUCCUCUUCAUCGACUUAUGAAUCGUCAGCUCCGGCCAUCAUCGGAACAACCACAGACUACUCGCCGAACCCAAAGCCACCGUUAGCACUCGAAAAGGAUACGAACAGCACAGCCAGCAGCUACAUUCCAGCAUUCACAGUUACUGUACUCGAGAAUUCCCAGCCCUCUCAGCUGACUUCGAUUUGCCCAUCUGUUGGCCCCGUAGAAUCAACCGUGACUGCAACCGUUCAUCAAGCUUCGCUACCAGCUGCGGCCAUCAUUAUUGGAAGGCAAGUUUCCGGUAGUUCUACCGAAGGCAACAUGCCAUACAGUGGCAACGGGGGAUCCGGUUUCCGUAGCUCCUUUAAUGGACGCGUUCCAUUCGCUCGUAUGCUUUCCAGCAACCCUAGCAGUGAUCGGCGCUCCGGGAAUGCCGGUGCUGAAAUCUAUCCUAUUUCGGCAUCUUCGUCGAUUGCCAGCUAGUGGAUCCAAAAUAAUCCAACUGAAGAAGAAGGUUUUGGUGCAGCUCGCGCUUCGGUGAUUUUAACUACCAUCACCAUCAUCAUCAAUUCCAGAAUCACCAGCCACGGUUCUCGAAUAAUCAUGGUUAUGAUGGUAAUUUUAUGGAGGUGAUGGAGGUUUAAGUUUGUUUACAUAUUAAAAUGAUAAAUUUAUUUUAAGAAAUACAAUGUUCCUACUCUUGCUAGCUUUUAUUUCGGAACCAAAAUUAAAGGUUCUGAGCCUAGUAAAAACCUAUAAAACUUCCGAAAUCUAACUUUUUUUAAUUGUAUACAUGAAAUAAAUCAUAUAAAAUAAACUUUUAA